Messenger RNA from Miniopterus natalensis, 2542 nucleotides. NCBI's taxonomy places the organism in Eukaryota, Metazoa, Chordata, Mammalia, Chiroptera, Miniopteridae. The record is from RefSeq and is a predicted model, not a curated record.
CAUGUUCUUAUAGAAAAGGGUAACUCGGCCCGGUGGGAUUUCUGGGGACUCUCCUUUCUUCUUGGCGAUUGUAGCAACUGCCACGUGCCAGACUCUAGCACCCUUCUCUGUUCCCCUCCCCCAGGUGUGCUGGAAGAUGGACUGUCUGCCAAUGGUGUGCCCCGAUCUGCAGCCCCAGAUGGAAUAUCCAACCCCGAGAAGAAGAUGAGCUGUGGCACCCAGUGUCCCCAUCCUCAGGGCCUCGGCUCGGGCACUCUGACCCAGAAACACAACGGCCUCCGGACCACCGAGGCUAAAAGAGAUGCUAAGCGAAUGCCUGCAAAAGAAGUCACCAUUAACGUGACAGAGAGCAUCCGACAGGUGGACAGAAGUCGAAGAAUCGCAAAGAACUGCGUCAACUAGAAGGGCAGCUGGACUUGCUGGCGCCCUUGCAUGCUGGAUCCCCCAAGGAGCCCUGACGACGUGGGCGCCCUGUGCUGACCGUGAGCGCCGCUGAGGGCCUCGAGGGACCGUCUCACCCGGCAGCUGCCAGCUGCCUGAGCUGCUGGGACGCUCCCAGCCUCCUGUUUUUGACGUAAAUGCAUUGGCAUAGUACUCACACGUGGUAAUAAAGUGCACAUGAGCCGUUCGGCUUGCUGUUGGCAAUGUCUGCACUUAGGCCUGGCUUAGAAGGCCGGAGUGAAGGCCACGGGCCGGUUCAUGAAGCAGGGAAAGCCGAAGGGUGGGCCGGGAGCGAGAGAGUCACUGUCAGCUCGACGCCGUCCUGGCCGCGGUCAUGGGCGCCGCUUCAGGCAGGCUUGCUCUUUGAGUCUUUCUUUUUGGAUGCCACCAUCACAGAGCUUACCGUGUUCCAUUAAAAGUUGGCUCGCACCCAGCUUGAAGCCCAGAUAUACGAGAAGUCAAGAAACAGGACGACAACUUGUUCUGUUUCCUGAGCUCAGACCAACCCCACCAAAACCCGUGGCAUGUCUUAGGGAGGCCUCUAGGAUGCAGUCACAUUUCUCGUCUGCCUUCAGUGUCAUCCCCCCCACGCCUUUGACCCACAAUAUCACAGUCACGGUUGGUACAUCCAGCCGAGGACUCCCUGAGGGCUCAGCCAGACGCUGCAUUUUUCAUAGCUUCCCAGUUCCCUUCGCUUGUGUUCUCGAGUGUGUUCUCUCUCACUCAGAUAAUUUGCAAUUGGCGUUCAAAGAGCGGGAGGUGAUCCAGACACGUUGCUGCCCACGCGGCUCCCCUGCCCGCUCUGCGCGCAGCCCCGGGACUGUGCCCUGCCGUCUGCAAAGGAACCGCUUUAGAGUCAGUACCUGGCGGACGUGCGUUCGCAUUGACAUUGGAUUGACAUACACACGUUAGAAAUCAGGUAGCUGAUGCAGCAAAAAAAAGGUUUUUAUAGGAAUGACGUUUUCUAGCAUUUCUUUAAACGUGGUAAGGUGGAAAUAUUUUCCUCCAAAGUCAUGUAGCAGGGGCUUGGGAAAGAUAGGACUAUAGUUGUACCAAAUGAUACCAAUAAACGCCACGUGUAGCAGAAGCAGGGAGCCUGAUGGUGUGUGCUUAGGUAACAGCCUGGAGAAUUGACAUCGGCUGGUUACAAUCCGAUUUUCAGUCUCCUUUCCUGCCAACUGUUAUUCCUCAAAUACAAGUGGGCAGCCUCCCUCCCUCCCUCCCUUCAGUAGACUGUAUAUUUAUUCAUUAAACAUUAAAUGCCAAUCCUGUGUCAGGCACCAUGCAAAUGCCGAGAGAGCUGGAGUCUGGCCAGUCACCACUGUGUCCUGAAUCAGACAGUGGACUUAACAGCCAGGAAACUGACUGAGACCCUGAGGUCCAGUGUGCUGUGAAUUGCCCUGCGGUGGAAUCUCACUUUUAUAUUCAGAACAGGUUUCUGUCUUAAACUCUGGGUGUCCUCCCGAUCCCUCUACAAGACUUUGACCACACAUGAAACUACAGUUUCCCCAAACCUCUAUCAUUUUCUGAUUCUUCGAGAAAGGGCUUUUCGGCAACUUCAUGUUUUGAAAUUUUAAAUAAUAGUAAUAAUAAUAAAAGCAAGACCUGUGACUCCUACGUCCCCACUGGCAUUACUCAGCAGGAGCCCCCAACUGCCACCGGUUGGCGCUGCUCCUGCAGGUUUAAGGGCUCACUCUCCCAGGGCACGCGCACCGUGUUUUUGUGUAGGGGGUUCCUUCGCUAGUCACUGCUGUGGGCCACAGGCUAAGCCUAGUUUCUCUUUACAAGCUUGUUUUUCCUCACUUGGCUGCUACAUGUUGUUUGGGAUUUAUCAACUUGAGAGGGUGUCUCUGUUUUAUAUAGAAACAGUUUCUCACUUCUCGGGGAGAAGGGAGUAAAGGAUAUACAUGAUCUUGCCCCCUUGCAGAACAGUCUGGAUUUCACCAAGACAGUGAUCAGAAGUUAAACAAUAUUACUGGAAGUUUAUCUGACUUUUUUUUUUUAAUGUGUAUGUGAUAUAGGAACUGAUUCUUACUUUCCUAUUAGUAUAACACUUUCUAUUGCAAAGUUUGUGUCAAUAAAGUCAUCAAUUUCAAACCAA